GUGAAAUUAAGGUUAUGUUUUGUAUAGGUCUGAACUAACUGCUAAUAAGAGUACUUCUGGUAAUUUAACUAGAUUAAGCAUCUCCAAAAAUGAUACUAAACAACUGUGUAAUUGGAAAUUCUACACGUAUCUCAUGGAGAGUAUUUGAUGCACUCAUCAGGCAAUGCAGACAUAAUGAACUUUGGGCUACCAAACGAAAGAAGAAAACAUCUGUUGAUACUGCCAUUGAGUAUUUUGACACAGUUUACGGCCCUCUCUUUGAAAAAAGAUGGCCCUCAAUUCGCCUUGCCUUAUUGUCACCUCACAAAUAUUGUGCCGUUGUAAAUAAUUACAAUGAGCCUGAUAAAACAUGCACUGAAUUAGAAAAUAUAGGAGCCAUUAAUAUCCGAGAAAUGUUUAGGGUCCGUGAGGACUCUUUGUUAGAAAAAAAUAGCAUACGAAAAAGGAAAAGUGAUAUGAAUCGUAUCUACAACUUGGACAAAAAAAUAGAAAAAAUCGCUGCCAGAAAACAUGAAGAAGAGCUUCAAAACCUUUAUCCCGAAGGACAAGAUUAUCAACAGACCUUGGGAGGAGAUGAUUUCUCAAACAAAGAGGAGUCUCUCGACAAGAAAGAACUGAUUGCUAAAGCCAAAUCGUCAUUAGAGAAGAGCCUGGCGGAAGCAUCUAUAGACACCGACCGACAGAUUGAUCCUAGCGAGGGACUCUCCUCAACUAGGCUAAACGACUUUGUACCCACCUCAAGGUUGAAAGGAAAUGAGAAAUUUGUGUCGGAAUCUGAACACUUUGCGUUUUACAAUGAUACCAGAGAAUUUCCUGUGACGGUCGAACCAGAGACGGAACUCAGCUUCCCACCUCAUCUGCAGAUUUACACGUUCAACCACGGUGAUCUGUCAGAGUUUAGGCCACCAAAGUCUGGAGCAAGUGGAUUAUUAGAUUACUACUUGAUGGACGCUGCCUCCUUCCUGCCAGUCCUGGCACUGGGUCUCGAGCCAGGAGACCACGUCCUGGACAUGUGUGCUGCGCCGGGGGGAAAAUCACUCUUGUGUCUGCAAACACUUUAUCCAGAUAGUGUAUAUUGUAAUGAUGCAAGCCUAUCUCGUCUCAACAGAUUGAAGUUUGUGAUUAGACAAUAUUUUGGUGAUUUGGAUGCAAAAGUCACCAUAAACCAUGAAGAUGGACAAAAUAUAUUUGAGAACGGAAAGUUCACCAAGAUCUUGGUAGACGUUCCAUGCACCACAGACAGACAUUCUGCGACUGAAGUUGACAAUAACAUUUUUAAACCUUCAAGGAACAGAGAGAGGAUUUUGCUUCCUCAGACCCAAGUCGAUUUACUCUUUCAUGCCCUCAAGCUGGUCGAUGAGGGAGGAUGUGUGGUUUACUCCACUUGUUGUCUCAAUCCUGCGCAGAACGACGGAGUUGUACAGAUGGCUUUACGCAGAAUCUGGGAGGAAACCAACAUGAAGAUUGUUGUCAAAGACCUGAGUGCGGCUCUAGAACCUGCCAAAGUGGUUUUUCGUUUUGCCGAUGCAAACUGUUUGAGAUAUGGAUCUUUGGUUGUGCCAUACCUACCAUCUAACUUCGGACCUAUGUAUUUCUGCAAGCUGGAGAAGAAAAGCAAUAACUAACAAACUGUAAAAUAUUAGCUUUAAAAUAUGUCUAUGUCUGUAAAUAAAUAGAAUUUUGUAACUUU
Molecule: messenger RNA, 1690 nt
Organism: Macrosteles quadrilineatus (aster leafhopper)
Lineage: Eukaryota; Metazoa; Arthropoda; Insecta; Hemiptera; Cicadellidae
Product: 5-methylcytosine rRNA methyltransferase NSUN4-like
Exons: 10
Coding region: 90-1625 (511 amino acids)
Biological process (GO): RNA methylation
Molecular function (GO): methyltransferase activity
Source: RefSeq, a predicted model, not a curated record